AUGUCUGCAGAAAUGGAAUUCGUUUCUGAUGCUGUCCAAGAUGGCGUUUCUGACGACUUGAUAAAUGGCAUGGAUGACGGCUUAGAAGGCUUCGACGGGUUAGGUGAACUUUCUAAAGACAUUGCAUCUAGGCCGAUAAGGAAAGCGAAACGACAGCUAGGGAGACACAGUCCAGGGAAGGAAGUAGGGCCUGAUGGUGCUGCAGUGCAGCCGAAAAAAACAUUACCUUUAGCUAAAAAUAGUCGAAAGUCUCGAAAUGGACGGGGCCGUGGGCUUCCCAAGAAAGGUGGAGCCGGUGGUAAAGGUGUUUGGGGUAGACCUGGAGUUGAGGUCAAUGAAGACGGACAUUGUAAAGAUGCACACGACCCCAAUUAUGACUCUGCCAGUGAGGAUGAGUACUUAAUAGAGGAGAUUGACCCAGAGGUGUCCCUGGAGGAGCUGGAGAAGGUCUUGGAGCCUGCAGUUCUAGAAUAUUAUGAAAAUAAUAACCCGGAUGAAUUUUUGAACUCAGUAGCAGAUCUCAACUUAGGAGGGAAAAAGCCAAAGCUUGUGGAAUUUUUGAUAAGCAAAGCCAUUGAUCACAGGGCAGCACAAUGUGAGAUGACCUCCAUUCUGCUUUCUGAGCUCUACAGCCGAGUGCUCACUCAUGAAGAUAUCAUUGAAGGUUUUAAUGAAAUUCUGAACAAACUUUCUGAUCUGGUCUUGGAUGCACCACAUGCACCAGAGGUAGUUGGCAAAUUUUUGGCCAGAGCUGUGGCUGAUGAUUGCUUGCCACCCAAAUUCAUCCAGUCACACAAGGGAAACGUGGAUGAUGAAAUUGCACAGGAAGCAUUGUUGAAAGCAGAUACUUUGCUUACACAAAAGCAUGGCAUCGUGCGCUUGGAUAACAUCUGGGGCACAGGUGGAGGAAUUAGACCUGUGAAAUAUCUUGUGAAACAAAUGGUGAUGCUGCUGAAGGAAUACUUGUCGUCUGGUGAUAUUGUUGAGGCAACUAGAUGUUUGAUUGAAUUAGAUGUUCCACACUUUCACCAUGAGCUUGUGUAUGAGGCUGUUAACAUGGUGCUUGAAAAAUCAACGGAUAGAGCAGCAGAUAUGAUGGUCAAACUUCUGAAGUCACUGGCCUCAAGUGUUAUCAUUACACCUGAUCAGUUUACACAGGGAUUCAAACGCAUCUUUGAUAACUUGAACGACAUCUGUUUGGAUGUGCCAAAUGCUUAUGUGCUACUGGACAAAUUUGCUACAGCGUGUCACAGGGAGGGAAUUAUCAGCACCGAACUCCUCAAUGAUGUUCCUCAAAGAGGCCGCAAGCGCUUUGUGUCUGAAGGGGAUGGCGGGAGAGUCAAGGAUUCCUGA
Messenger RNA from Candidula unifasciata, 1353 nucleotides. NCBI's taxonomy places the organism in Eukaryota, Metazoa, Mollusca, Gastropoda, Stylommatophora, Geomitridae. The record is from the annotation of a GenBank genome assembly.